ACUCAACAAACUUACAAUGAAAUUUGCACUAUUGCUUGCUGUAUUCCUAACUUUGGGCCUUUGCAGCGUCUGGGCUUGGCCUAAUGGCCAAAGCUCCAGAUACACUGGUCAGCCUGGCUGCCAAACGGAGCAGGAACUGCAAGUGGGCGUCUAUCGUCACUUUAAGCGCAAGGAUGCGUAUUGGCAGUGCACGACGCUAGGACAACCAGCUAGCAUGCAAUAUUGCAAGAAUGAAGAGGGCUAUUUGGAUGAUCAGAAGCAGUGUGUGCUUUGGAAGGAUUGGUAUUAUACACCCACAGUAAUGCCACCCACUUUGGCAUAAAUCAAUCAAUAAAAUAUUACAACAAUAAAAUAUGCAUGCUUAA
Messenger RNA from Drosophila busckii, 365 nucleotides. RefSeq lists its product as uncharacterized. The record is from RefSeq and is a predicted model, not a curated record. Lineage: Eukaryota; Metazoa; Arthropoda; Insecta; Diptera; Drosophilidae. The coding region runs from base 17 to 322 and encodes 101 amino acids. The transcript has a single exon.